UGUAUUGUUCAUCUACGACUGGUAAAUUUUAGAAAUGUGGCACUUUUGACGUACUGGUGUUCUUAUUCCAAAACGUUUCUGUCGAACGUCAAAAAAAUACUUUUAGGAUAGUAUAUAAAUAUAAUAUUGGUUUUAAUUGGUUGACAAAUGAAUAUAUAAAAAAUGGAGCCAGAACAGGAAUGCGAAGAUAAUGAUUUAGAUAUACUGCAUCAUUUUCCAUCCGCGGCUCCUUCAACGCCUAAUUCCAAUAUAUCUUCUCCUACAACAGGCAAUGAUGAGACGACGUUCCAUUCGCAGUUGUAUAUGCAAGCAGCACCCGAGAAUGGAGACCCGCUUUCGGGAAUUAUCGCAGGAAUGGAAUGUAAAUUAACUAAUUCUAGAAGAGGUCCUGGACGUCCUCGCAAAGAUUUACCCCAGCAAAAAUGCAUACAGAAACGCAAAACUUUUGGAGACCAAAACUCAUGCAGUGAACGCAUCGGAUUACCUAUUUCAGCUUUCUCAUCAUCUGAAAGCUCUAAUACAGGAUAUCCUGACGAGAGAAUAUUGCAAAAUAUUGACGAGCUUUCCAAUAAUGAUAACUAUCCCGGCAAAGUAUGUUGUUUAUGUAACUUAGAUGAAAAAAGUGCCUUGGGCCAAGGAGAUUUUUUAAGAUGGGAAACUGACCCCGAUAAUUGGGAAAAAGCCAUACAAUAUUAUAAUGAUCUUAAGUCGUGUAGAACUGAUGACAGCGUAAAAAGUACUACUGCAGAUCAAGUACCUUUUCGGCGACAAAAGAGCCAUUUUAAAGGAAAAAAUUCUCAGUUUGACUACUUCAAUGAAUUAGACCGAGUAGGACAUCCCGAAAUUGUCUCCAUUCGCACAUUUUUAGAUGGUUCUUACAUAUAUUUGCAUCGCAUGUGUAUUAUGUGGUCGCAGGGAGUAAGUGGGAAAGCCAGUGAAUUGAAAUCAAGCAUAGAGUUGAUAAUUGCUAAGAGUCUGACACAGAAAUGUUCAUUUUGUGGGCAGUAUGGUGCAAGUGUUACAUGUAAAAUGAGUUGCACAAAGGCAUUCCAUUUACCAUGCGCUGCAGCUUCUGGCGGCUUUCAAAUCAUGGAAAAUUUCACAGUUUUUUGUUUAGAUCAUGUUGAGCAAAUUAAGGUUAUAUGUCCGGGUUCUAACAUAUCCUGCCACAACUGCUCCACCAUGGAUGAUCUUGCGAAAAUGAUCAUGUGCGCGACAUGUGGGGAACAUUUUCACACUAAUUGUGUUGGUCUAAUAAAUACUCCAGAAACUCGAGCUGGUUGGAACUGUUCAAAUUGUAGCAAAUGCCAAAUAUGCAGAGAGGGUGAUGGAUCCGAAGGUCGUUUUAUCAAAUGUGAACAAUGUCAACGCUUAUACCACACUACCUGUUUGCGCCCUAUGAUUUCAUCGUUGCCAAAAUACGGAUGGAAAUGCAAUCGAUGUCGAGUUUGUACUGACUGUGGUUCUAGAACACCUGGCGGUGGAGCGUCUUCUCGAUGGCAUUGUCAUUACACGAUAUGUGACUCUUGCUAUCAGCAACGUAAUAAAGGCUUUUCUUGUCCCAUUUGUCAUAAAGCUUACCGAGCUUCUGCCCACAAAGAAAUGGUCAAAUGCAACCUUUGCCAUAGGUUUGUCCACAGUACUUGUGACGAUGAUGCUGACUUGAUGAAUUAUCACAAGAAAAAGGAAAGUAACCCUGAUUAUGAUUAUAAUUGCCCGCAAUGUAAAUUAUUGCCCCCUGGCGAAAAAAAUACAGUAAGUCAAAAUAAUCCAAGUCGGUCAGUAGAAGCAAUAGCAAUUUCCCAAGGUAUUGAUGACAAUUUCAUUCGAGAAAUGGAUAUGGAAAACUUCCAAAAAGAUUGUGGGAGUGAAUUUAGUGGAAUCGAAUCUCAGUCAUCAAAAAUUUUCAGGAAAAAGAUAUUAUUGCGUGGUCGAGGAGGUGGAAAAUUAUUGAGUCAAAAAAAUAGCAUUUUUACACAUCUCGGACGAAAACGUAAUACGGUGCGUGGUAAAGGCCGUCAGCUUUUAUUGAAUAAUAUCAGUUUAACUUCAAACGUUGAUAGAAUGUUAAGUGGAAGUAGAUCGUCGGAGGACAGCUUAUCAAUGGAAAGGAAAAUAUUGUUGUGCUCUGCUAAAGACAAAUUUUUAUUGUCCCAAGAUAUAUGUGUAAUGUGUGGAUCUGCUGGAAUCAACAAAGAAAGCAAGCUUAUUGCUUGUGCGCAAUGUGGCCAAUGCUACCAUCCAUUUUGUGUAAAUACAAAAAUGUCAAAUAUUAUUUUGGAAAGAGGCUGGCGGUGUUUAGAUUGUACUGUGUGCGAAAGUUGUGGUCAAAGAAAUGACGAGGCUCGACUGAUCCUAUGUGAUGAAUGCGAUCUAUCGUAUCAUAUAUACUGUAUUAGCCCUCCACUAGAGACAGUACCACAUGGAAACUGGAAAUGUAAGUGGUGUGCGGCAUGCCAGAAAUGUGGUCGAUAUUCUCCAGGAGUCAAUCAGCAGAUUCGCAGUGCAGUAAAUAAUGGUUUAAUUGAAUGCAAGCAAUGCUCGAGCCAAGAAAAGUGUUCAUUUUGCUCUCAAAGAUAUAAAGAAGGUGAACUUAUUAUUCAAUGUAAAAAUUGUGAGCGUUGGCUUCAUUGCCGUUGUGAUUCUAUUAAUAAUGAGGAGGAAGCACAGGUAUGUGAUAACGUCGACUAUCAUUGCAUUUUGUGUCGACCUAAAGAGAAAUCGUUGGCACAAUUUUUAUCUUCGAAAACUUCGGUAACCACUAAAAUAAAUACAAUAUCAAUCGAUAAAUGCAACUUGCAAAAUAAUGAAAUAGAAGCAACGUUUUGGGUAGAUGGUGUAAGCAUGAGUGAAAGAGGUGCAAACAUGAUUAAGGCAUUGUCCACAGAUAUUAAGAAAAAACGUAAAAUGAGAACCCCAAAUGACUCACAAACUAAAGAGUCUGGAAUACUAGCAGCCAUCGAGUCUGUUGUUGCUGGAUCAAAUGCCCAUCUUCCCAUGGAAGAAGGUGCUGAGGCGGAGGCACUGAAAAAGAAGGAUUUGGAUCAAUAUAAGGACGGAAUGGUUUGGCUGGGUGGGGACAAUAGUCCCCCUGAAGGAUUUUCUAUUUCUACGAAUGAUGAAGGUGUCGCAAUUUUACGAAAAAAGCGUCAACGGAAUUUGCAGAAAAUAGGUAUCGGUGGAUUUAGUGUACGUAACCGUGCGUUUAAAAAGGAUGAUUCGGCGCAAACUUCUAACAAUUGUACCUUUUCGGAAUCAGAAAAGAAAAAGAAAGCAGUUCGGAAAAAAGUUAAAAGUCGUUUAAGCGAAGCCUAUCCGGUAUAUUUGCAAGAGGCAUUCUUCGGAAAAUCUUUACUUGAAAUUAAAUCUAAAAAUGAAUUUCCUAUGGACGACUCGUAUAUAUCGGAUGAUUUAGUUGACCUAAACGAUGCCUUAUUUCACGACGAGCUACCUACUUCAUUGCCCAAAACUCCAGCAUCAUUGCCUGCCAAUAAACGAAAUGUGGAAAACACCCUGAACGCUUUUCUUAAUGACUCUUUGGAUGUCAUUACAAAAUGUAAUAAGGAUUUAGACAUGGCUGCAAGUAUUGUGAAUGAUAUUAAAUCUAGCUCCCUUAAUACCAUUAAAAUAAAAGAAAUUUCAAAUAGCGACAUUUUAACGCCAUCUUCAUGUAAAGAAACAAAUAUGGCUAAUAUACAAGCUAUUGGGAAAGUAAGAUCAGCUACAUUCGUGACAGAUAUACCUAGUGAAUCGUGUGUGUCUACUACUCCCGCCCCUACAUGUAAAGGUCAACUACUCACUGCUCACGACGACUUCGGAAUGAAAAGUAUAUUUUCUGAGUCAAAACACGGAGCUGAAUUUAGAACUGUUCUUGCCAAGCAAUUGGAGGAUGUUAAUUUACUGACAAAUAAUUUAAACGACAAUAAGGCGAGUGUGCCAUUUAUACCCCAGCAAUCAGAGCCGAAGCAAACCAAGGAGGCAUCGCCCCAAAUACAGGUAGUUCCGAUGCAUGUUCAGAUUCAAAAUUCGACGCGUGUGAUGGACAGUCCUAUUCCUGAAAACGCGGCCGCUCCACAUGGUCAGUUUGUAAAUCAGCUACCGAAAUCGCAAUUUAAGCCAACUGCUCCUCAAUUAGACUCAGCUGGCACUCAAAAGACAGCUGAAAAGAUGCGGCGAGAUGAAGAUUUGGGAGAAAUGGCAACAAUAUCAGCAGUUCUUUACGCAAAUACUCAGCAUCCUGAACUGAAGCAGAUGUACCCAAAUUGGAAUGAUCGUUGUAAGCAGAUUCUUAAAAGGUGGCGCUCCCUUUCUAAUGAGAAAAAAGCUCCAUUCUUGCAACAAGCAAAAGAUAAUCGAUCUGCUCUCAGAAUGCGGCGUUCGCAACAGGAUCAAGAACGUAUAUGUUUUAAUCAAAAGUCAUUAAAGGAACAAGAACAAGAACGUAUCUGGAAACAACAUCAGGCGAAAGCUAAGGAAGCACAAAACAGCCUGACGUUUAGUCAAAGAGGACCCUCAUUUGAUUUGAAUGGAUCAUCUGAAGUGAAUUCAAUUGAUAAAAGUACGAUUGUAUGUAACGAAGAUGUUUUGCAAAAGGUUGCACAACAACAAUUUCUUCCGAAAGAAAAGCAUGAUAACCAGCCUGAAAACAAACAUUUAAGAACACUACUUUUAAAGGAGCACCAAAUAAGAACAACGACUUCAGAUCCUUGGAUAUCAAACUCAGUCCCCAUAAAUUCACCAAAUAAUUUGUACCAGCAUUCUUUAUCGGGCGAUUUUCUGUCUAACUCAAAUAAGUUAAAUCCAUUUGCAAGUAUGGAAAGUAAAAAUGGACUUAAUGAAGAAUCCAAAAUUACUCAGCCUCUUGAUGUCGUUCAAAUAGAGCAAAUAAGCGGCAACGAAAAUAGGCAGAUUUUUAGAAGCCGAAAAGAUGUAAAAGCAACAGAUAGUGGGGACUCUGAGCUUGAAAAAUUGGACUCUGACGAAAAUGGUGCAUUUGGAGACAUUUUUGGCGGUUUGGGUGACGGAAACGAUGAUGAUCUCUUAAAAUCCUUAACGGCUGAAGACGACUUUAACAUACUUGAAUAUGCGGAUCCAGCUUUAGAUGAAUUAACUUCAAAUCCAAACUUAUUGAACAAGUUAGACUUUGAAUAAGCUCCUUAUAAAGUAGUGAAUUUACACACUAUCUAAAUAUAUUUUUAAAUGAAUUGUGAUUAUUGUGAAAUAAAAAUGUAUAUCUACGGGGAUUUAAUAUUUUUUAGAAGAACGUGUGUACAAAUUAUAAAAAAAAAGUAGUACAUCAGUUAUUUGUCCCAGUUUAAGAAUUAAAUUAAAUUAUUGUCUUAAUAGCA
Molecule: messenger RNA, 5348 nt
Organism: Rhagoletis pomonella (apple maggot)
Lineage: Eukaryota; Metazoa; Arthropoda; Insecta; Diptera; Tephritidae
Gene: Lpt
Product: histone-lysine N-methyltransferase 2C
Exons: 13
Coding region: 163-5151 (1662 amino acids)
Biological process (GO): positive regulation of transcription by RNA polymerase II
Cellular component (GO): MLL3/4 complex
Molecular function (GO): transcription coactivator activity; histone H3K4 methyltransferase activity; histone binding
Source: RefSeq, a predicted model, not a curated record